AUGCCAAAUCCAUCGGAUCUUCCACUCGAGCUAUUUAGCCAUGUGCUUUACCUAGUACAUGUCCCGGCUGAUCCACAACCACUAUGUCGCCUUGCUCUUGUAUACAGCUCCUGGGUAUACAACGGUGCCCGUCAUUCAUUCAAGCGCCUAUGGCUCUUUCUUCGAACAGUUCUGACGGACUCCUAUAUUGCCUGUCUGGUAAGAACAGUGCACAUAGGGAACUGGGGGUUGAAUCCGUAUACCCUUCUCGAUCGAGAGUCACGUCCGUAUGCUCGUCUUGAAGGAGAGUUUGACUGCCCCCUUGAUCAUACUGACAUGGAGCUUGUGCACCGCGCGAUCACUCAAGCUGGCCUGACUCAUAUUGAGUCAGAUAUGAUAGGUGCCAUCCACCAGGCUGACCGCCGAGCACUCAUGGCGCUUCUUCUCGCAUCUCUACCGAGGCUCGCUGUUAUUCGUGCACAUAUUCCAGUCUCCGAUAAAUAUCUAGCAUCACUUCUUCGACAGUCUCUUGGGAACCAGGACUGCGAGAAUUCAGGAUAUCUGACUCAGCUGCGCGAACUCUAUGUCUUCGCCGAGGUCCCAGUUCCUGACACACAUUUUGAGAUGGAUGACAUGGGAAAUCCCAGUGCUCCUCUACGGCUAGAGGACUUGUGGCCGGUGCUUUUUCUAAAGUCCCUAAGGAAGCUCUCUUUGUACGAACUUGACACGGAGGGGCUAGCCGCGUUGAUCAAGAGGAACAGGCGGCACCGAACCUGCUACGUUAACAGCCUGACUCUCACGACCCAUGUCGAUUCGCGCUGCGAAUCCGGCGAUAUCCAAGCCAUGUUAACUCUGCCAGAUGCGCUCUCAAGUCUCUCAUUAUCUAUGUAUGAACCAGACGGAUGGGAGCGAGAAUCUAUAUCAUUGUUCAAGGUAUCGAAUACGGACAUUUGGAACGCACUACGAAAGCAUCAAACAUGUAUCCAAUAUUUGGAUAUCUUCCGUUCAGGACAACGCCAGAACUGUGAUGUUGACCCAUCCUUGAGCUAUUUUGGGUCCUUGAAUACGUAUAUACAGUUGAAGCAUUUAUGUAUCCAGCUUCCCGUGCUCACAGACGUAGGUGCCCUGGGCAAAACCGAGCAUACCCCACUCACUAUUACAUUACCGGCUUCACUCAAGACCUUUACACUCUACGGGAAAUGUUGCUACUCUUUUCCUCUCGAUAUCGCGAUGUUGAUACAAGAGAUGAUGACGGGGAAGAUGAACUCUUACCCAGUCCUCGAAUCGAUCACCUUAGAGGACAAAUACUUGACACAGGCCGUUCUUGGAAACCCAACUUUACACACUAAGGUGAAGCUUCGAUUCCAGCGCUUGUGUGGUGCAUACUUCAUUGAACCUGACUGUGCAACCCCUCGAGCCGGCCACUGUCUCGCCUCGUGGGGAGAUAUGCCAGAGAUGCGGAUUGACGGAAACCGCCUGUUUUUCGAAGUCAUGAACAGAAUGUUCUACAUACACUGGAGCAGAGAAAAAAGUACUGGCUUUUCCCUUCCAUACUAUGAUGCUGCCGUUCACAUUCUCCCUUUCACAGACCACACAGGGGACGUUACGCGGCUGGGGUAUAUGGUGUUCAGAAACUAUUCUGCUGUCCCACUUCCUCCACUCUUUCCAUUCAUCAUAUACUUUACAAAUAGUCACACACUCCCAGGUUCAAUAGACUUGCGGGGUCUGUACAUCGCGCUCAAGAUGAAAGCAGAUGAAGUCCAUCCUCGAUUAGACAUAUACUUUCUCCCAGGUGCUACGGAAAUGGACUGCCUUGUUCACUACCAGCGCGAGCAGAUUGCGCGAGGGAGCUAUCGUGAUCAGAUUGACGCAUUCGAAGAUUAUACCAGUCGUCAUUCUUCAAAGUUCCAUCUCGCCCCGCAGCCACCGCCACCAGGUCGCUUACCGGGUAUGUCGACAAGCUAUUGUCUCGAAUACGAACAUUAUCAGGGUGCUCUGUUUAUUUGUACCGGGCGGGAUUGGCGAGAUGGGGAGCAAAGCUUGCAGUGCGUGCAGUUUAAUUCGCCGGAUCUGCCGAAGGGAUAUCUCUGGCAUGAAAUCAAUAUAAGUGAUAUGGAAGAUCAAGAUACAGAGCUACCGACCACACAGAACGUCAAGCGCACUCAAGAAGCUUCAAUGACGCAAGAAAAUGUAUCCAACACGAAUGGACUCAACAUAUCAUCCUUCACUCGCAACUCCUGGCCUAUAAAUGAGCAAAGCCCGGCAUUUGAUGCGGAGAGGAUGUCGUACACAGUGGGCGGUCGAAUGGAGGAAGCGUACCGUUGGACCGGACUUGGGGAAGCCCAGGAUGUUUGGAAGAAGGUAUCGAAGCUAGGCUGGUUGAAUUGGUGCUGA
This is a messenger RNA of Aspergillus calidoustus, 2373 nucleotides long. NCBI's taxonomy places the organism in Eukaryota, Fungi, Ascomycota, Eurotiomycetes, Eurotiales, Aspergillaceae. The record is from the annotation of a GenBank genome assembly.